UAUUGCUACUUCUCCUCUUCACAAGUAUAAGUGAAAUGAAUGGCUCUCAAUUUUGAUAUGAUUUACAUUGUCAAAAAUAGAGGUAAACUCCAUGAAAUAAUGAGUGGCAUGUGAACUUAACCUAUGUAACUCCAAAAUAAACACUAAAAAUCGCGAUCGUCGUGUUUGCUACAACAUAUCAUGCUCCAACUGUACAAACUUCUUUCUGUAAGAGAAAGAGUGAAAAUUAGAGUAGCAUAGUCCUUCACAUGCUUCAUCAAACACUGUUUCUUGAUAAGUCCUGACUGGAGUAAUGGCUGGUUUGCAUUGCAACCAUUCCAUUGUUGUUGAAAGGUCAGAAAAAGAAUCGUAUUGGAGAUGUAAAGGUGUAAAGGACUAUUAUGUUAAUUCUACUUCCACCAGUUGGAAAAUCCCAUGUUGUAAUGUGAGUUUCUUCAGUCAAACAACAAGGUUGAAGAGGGGUAGAAGGCUUGUCCACUGCUGCAGUUCUUCUUCGACAUCAACAUCUGCUGAUGAGCAUGUUGCCAUGAAGAUCGAGCAGAGUGGAACAUACGAAGAUAAGAAACUGCAGUUGGGUUAUCUUGUUAGAGAUAUGAACUGGCAAGUAAGGAGGAUGGUUGAGAUGGAGGAUGAGAUGAGGAAAGUAGCCGAUGUUCAAGCUGAGGCAUUCCAUGAGCCUGUGUUUCUGUUCAAUGAUUUAUUCUUCGAGUUCUUUAAGGCUGAAGUGCUUUCAGGACUUCUUUACAGACUAAGGAACUCACCUCCAGACAGGUAUGCCUGUUUGGUAGCAGAGCCCGGAACUGAUCCUCAGGAAUCACAGAAAGAGGUUGUAGGAGUAGUUGAUGUUACAAUUCUGAGGGAAGAUUCUGUUCUUCAGCAUCUCCCAGGGGCAGAAGAGUAUCUCUACGUGUCCGGAAUAGCCGUUUUGAACAAAUUCAGGAGGCAGAAGGUGGCCACCACACUGCUAAAGGCCUGUGAUAUACUCUCAGCCAUAUGGGGUUUUGAAUAUCUUGUUCUUAGAGCUUAUGAAGAUGAUUAUGGUGCUCGAAAACUGUAUUCAAGCGCUGGAUACAGAGUCGUUUCAGGCGAUCAUCCGUGGACAACUACCUGGAUUGGACGAAGGAGACGGGUUCUUAUGGUCAAACGAUCAAACAUACAAUGAUACAUCGAUGGCAUUUGUGAAGCAUCAUGUUCUGAUUGAUCUGAAUCAUCCCUAUCUUAGCUCUUCGUCCAGUUUGCUAUUUCUUUUGUUUUUUUUUCAUCCGCA
Molecule: messenger RNA, 1267 nt
Organism: Sesamum indicum (sesame)
Lineage: Eukaryota; Viridiplantae; Streptophyta; Magnoliopsida; Lamiales; Pedaliaceae
Product: Acyl-CoA N-acyltransferases (NAT) superfamily protein
Biological process (GO): mitotic sister chromatid cohesion
Cellular component (GO): NatA complex
Molecular function (GO): N-acetyltransferase activity
Source: RefSeq, a predicted model, not a curated record